CUUUUUACUGCGUACGAGUUUCGGUGAAAAACAAGUGCACAAACCAUUCGAACCAGUUUGUUCAAACGCAUUCAAGUUGGCAGCUCAACAGGUUGGGAAAAAUCAGAGCCAGCAACUGUGCGGCUAAUCUCCCUAGAAAUAUAAAAUAAUAAAAUAGAAUAAUAUUCUUAUAAAUAAUAACGUGCAGGGACUUGCGGCGCUAUCGUAAACUCAAAUUUAUCUUUAGCUUUUUAUAAUUUCAUAAACAAUUGAAAAAACAACAACAGCAACAACAACAAACAACCAACAAAACAUUUGCCAAAGUGGUUGCCGUUGUCGUGUGUCGUUUCCCGUUUGCCAUUGCCACUCGCGCUUCGUCUGCUGAACAGCUCGCACUUGAAUUUUAUCGCGUGCCGCAAAUAGGCAAAGCUGAUUUCGAGUCUGAAUACCCUGUAAUUUGCAGAAUGCCCAGCAAUUGCGAAAUUUGUUUGACGCGCACAUCGGCGGUCUACUACACUGGCGAACACAUUACGGGCUGGAUAAAUCUGAUCGCCAGCAAAAAGCCUCUGCAUGUGGAAGCGCUCAGUAUCAGCUUGCGGUGCCUCAGCACAGUUGGCUGGCAGGAGGUGGACUCCAGGUUGCCACAGAUCGUGCACAAUGACAGCGAGGCCAUCAGGGAGCCCUCCUACAUUAACUACACGGGCAGCAAAUUGCACAUGGAGAAGACGCAGCGGCUGUUGGAGGCCGUCAGCCUGCGUCCGCGGGGCACCGAGCGCCGCAACUUCGAAUUCCAGUUGCCAAGCGAGCUGCCCGCCAAUUGCCGCCUGCCCCUGGGCCACACCAGCUACGCGCUGCAAGUGCGCUUGCAACGCCGCGGCAAGCACGACAAGAUAUUCGAGAGGAGUUUGUGUGUGAAGCGACGCAUUGAGAUGCGCGAAUUGCGGCCGGCCACCAACUCGAGCGUCAGCUUGAGGCUGCACUUGUCGCGCAGCGUCUACGUGCCCGGCCAGCGCAUUGCCUUCGAGUUGCAGCCCACAGAGCCUGCCGCAUGCCGCACCUGUCUCUGCCAGGUGAUUACCUAUCGCAGCGACAAGCCCGUGGUCAAAGAGAAGCGCGUAGAGCGCGUGCUCGACGAGAGCUUCGAUUGGGCCGGCGUCCUCCAUCUGCCGCUCUUCACGCCCCUUAUGACGCAGUUGCAAGGCGAGCCCAUCGAGAUCUCUUACUUUGUGGAGGCAGGCAGCAGCCUCUGCAGGCAGCCAUUACGCUUGCCUCUGUGGGUGGGCAGUGUGGCGCCACCUAUGGACGGCACUGCGGACGCUCGAGCGGACAGUCCGGGUCUUGGAUACGACAAUUUGGCUUUGAGUGAAAACGAUUCACUUGGUGCAGCGAUCUCCGAGCUGCCGCGCCACAAUUUGAACAGUGAAUUCCGGCCACCAAGAAAGACCGGACACGGCGACCAACUAAAACGGCGAAGGCGCCAUAGGAAACAGUCGUACAUGCGUUUAGCCUGGCGCUACUUCUAUGACAAUCUCUUUCCCGGUAACUAA
This is a messenger RNA of Drosophila navojoa, 1526 nucleotides long. RefSeq lists its product as uncharacterized. Gene Ontology annotation, biological process: protein transport. Gene Ontology annotation, cellular component: cytoplasm. NCBI's taxonomy places the organism in Eukaryota, Metazoa, Arthropoda, Insecta, Diptera, Drosophilidae. The record is from RefSeq and is a predicted model, not a curated record.